This is a messenger RNA of Cutaneotrichosporon oleaginosum, 1308 nucleotides long. RefSeq lists its product as uncharacterized. The record is from RefSeq and is a predicted model, not a curated record. Lineage: Eukaryota; Fungi; Basidiomycota; Tremellomycetes; Trichosporonales; Trichosporonaceae. Gene Ontology annotation, cellular component: membrane; mitochondrion. Gene Ontology annotation, biological process: mitochondrial respiratory chain complex IV assembly.
GCAUCAUGUCCCGCCCCAUCUUCUCCGCGUUCCGUGCGGCCUUUCGGGCCGGCGGGGCGCCUUUGCGGCCGCGCACCAGCCCGCGGUCCGCCUUCAACUUCACCGCUGGGCUCGGCGCCGGCGCCGGCUUCACUUUUGGCUCGCGGCACGCAUCCACUGUCGUGAGCACGUCGAUGCGCUCAACACUCUUCCGACCCAUCACAAUCUUGCUUGCUUUCGCUCCGAUUCUCUGUGGAUAUCUGGGCGUGUGGCAGGUUCAACGACUCAAGUGGAAACUUGCUCUCAUCGACGAGAUCGACCACAACCUUACCAAGGCGCCGAUCGCCCUUCCCCCUCAUGUCAAUAUGUCCGCUCUGCCUGACUUUGCUUUCCGCCGAGUCCUCCUCAAGGGUCGUUUCCGUGGCCCGCCCAUUUUGCAGGGGCCGCAGACCCGCGAUGGCAUCGCUGGCUACCACCUGAUCGUGCCGUUCGACCGCAGCGCCGAGGGAGGGAGCACCGUGCUCGUGAACCAGGGCUUUAUCCUGACUGCUGAAGGCGACGCGAUCCGCGAGGGCCGCAAGCCCUGCCCCGGUCUCGGCGCCAACGGCGGGCCUGGCGACGAGGUGGUCAUCGAGGCGAUGCUUACGAAGAUUGAUCACGACGCCAAGUCAUACUUUGUCCCCGAGAACAAGCCCGAGCAGAACCGCUGGUUCUGGAAGGACAUUCCUGACAUGGCCGAGUGGGUUGGCGGCGAGGCGCGCGGCGUGCAGCCGGUGCUCGUUGAUGUGAUUGACCACGGAGACAGCGGCGUGCCCGCGUCCCUGCGCAUGGCGAAUGGCGUGCCCGUCGGGCGGCCCCCACAGAUCGAGUUGCGCAACCAGCACAUGACGUACGCCAUUACAUGGUUCUCGUUGUGCGCCGCGACGACCGUCAUGCUCGGCCUCGUCAUCCGUUCUGGACGCGCGAAGAAGAUUCCCAACCGCCGUCGCCCCUUCGGCCGCCCCUAAGCAUAAACGUCACGUCUGUACACUACAACUUGCAUGCACUAUUCACAACGCGGGAGAUGGGGUGUACCGACGGGGUGGGAGGAGAAAAGGGUGGAGGGUGGAGGAGGUUAACUGUCCCGACGAAGCGGAGGGUGAAAGAACUCUGACUGUGACCUCCGACAUGCACAACAGUUGCGUAGUUGCGUACCAAUCCGUUGCCAGGCCUUUGUCAAGGACGCGGUGUUGGGAAGCCUCUUCAAGAGUGACGGAGUCGGUGAUUUACGCCUGGAGGUCGGUCUGGGCAACGGCUCGUGAUGGACUGGACGUCAUCAAAGUGCUUCCG